AUGCCCCCCGAUAUCGUGUACCACUACCCCCUGCCAGCAGCGUCUUCGAAGGCCAUUCGCGUCGCGAUCGCGUUCGAGGGCGUCGUCAUGACGGUCAUCAUGAAGGAAUUCGAGACCGUGGGCGAGAUCAAAGAGCGGAUCAAGGAGCGGAUGUGCUACGACUUCCCAGCCGAGGAGCUGACGAUUCUCUGGGCGAAGAAGAACAAUCACGAGUGGCUCACGACUUUCGACGGUAGCAACCGCCAGUUACUUCACCCAGGCAACAUCCGGGACGAAGCCUGGGACGUGCUGGAUAACGCAGACUACGUGAUGGACCCGCGUGCGAUGGUAAGCGAGGCGGCGUUUGAGUUCCGAGGCGUGUUCGAGCUCCGGUCACACGAGAUUCAUGUGGUGGCGCUGCUUCCAAAGUACCGCGAGCUGUCGAACGGUAGGUACUCAGACUAG
Molecule: messenger RNA, 444 nt
Organism: Phytophthora sojae
Lineage: Eukaryota; Oomycota; Peronosporomycetes; Peronosporales; Peronosporaceae
Exons: 1
Coding region: 1-444 (147 amino acids)
Source: RefSeq, a predicted model, not a curated record